This is a messenger RNA of Perognathus longimembris pacificus (Pacific pocket mouse), 4333 nucleotides long. It is a transcript of the gene Mctp1, whose product is annotated as multiple C2 and transmembrane domain containing 1. The transcript is spliced from 23 exons. Gene Ontology annotation, biological process: regulation of neurotransmitter secretion. Gene Ontology annotation, cellular component: synaptic vesicle membrane. NCBI's taxonomy places the organism in Eukaryota, Metazoa, Chordata, Mammalia, Rodentia, Heteromyidae. Bases 152 to 2485 code for a protein of 777 amino acids. The record is from RefSeq and is a predicted model, not a curated record. Gene Ontology annotation, molecular function: calcium ion binding.
AGUUCAGAGCAGCAAGUGCUCUCUGCAAAGAGGCUGUUGCUCUCUCUUGGAGGGAAUAGACUCUCUCGCCGGUAUUCAGUGAAGAAAGCCAAGUGUGGAUAUGCAGUUCUCUUACUGGACUGGAAGAUGUUUUGCUCAUUUCUAAACAGCUAUGCUAGAUAGCUACAAAUUGAGAAGUGUCUGCAGUUUGCCAUUUGUUUCUGAUAAGAAGAUCAAUACUGUUGGAACCAGUAAUGCAGAUGUCCCUUUGGCUGAUCCCGGAAUGUACCAAUUGGACAUUACAUUAAGAAGGGGUCAAAGUUUAGCUGCCCGAGAUCGAGGAGGGACAAGUGAUCCAUAUGUGAAGUUUAAAAUUGGAAGAAAAGAAGUUUUUAGAAGUAAAAUAAUACAUAAGAACCUCAACCCUGUAUGGGAAGAAAAAUCCUGCAUUCUUGUUGAACAUCUUCGGGAGCCAUUGUAUAUAAAGGUGUUUGACUAUGAUUUUGGACUUCAGGAUGACUUUAUGGGCUCAGCCUUUCUGGAUCUCACUCAACUGGAGUUAAACAGGUCCACAGAUGUGACCCUACCUCUGAAAGAUCCCCAUUAUCCUGACCAUGAUCUUGGAGUCAUCUUGCUCUCUGUCAUCCUUAGCCCUAAAGAAGGAGAACCUAGGGAUGUGACAAUGCUAAUGAGGAAGAGUUGGAAAAGAUCAAGUAAGGAACUCUCAGAAAAUGAAGUGAUUGGAUCUUAUUUCUCUGUGAAGUCUUUCUUUUGGAGGAGAUGUGGCAGGCCUGCUCUUCCUGUCCUGGGUUUCCACAGAGCACAGCUUCACAGUCCUUGUUGCCAAAAUGUAAAAUUUCAGACCCAAAGUUUACGUCUGUCAGACCAACACAGAAAAUCUCAUCUGUGGAGAGGAAUAGUCAGUAUUACUUUGAUCGAGGGUCGAGACCUUAAAGCAAUGGAUUCCAAUGGACUAAGCGAUCCUUACGUGAAGUUCCGGCUGGGACAUCAGAAGUACAAGAGCAAGAUUAUGCCAAAAACGUUGAAUCCUCAAUGGAGGGAACAGUUUGAUUUUCAUCUCUAUGAAGAAAGAGGAGGAAUCAUUGAUAUUACUGCAUGGGACAAAGAUGCAGGGAAAAGAGAUGAUUUUAUUGGAAGGUGCCAGGUCGACCUGUCAUCCCUCAGUAGGGAGCAGACGCACAAGCUGGAGCUGCAGCUGGAGGAGGGUGCGGGCCACCUGGUGUUGCUCGUCACGCUGACAGCCUCCGCCACAGUCAGCAUCUCUGACCUCUCGGUCAACUCUCUGGAGGACCAGAAAGAGCGGGAGGAGAUAUUAAAGAGAUAUAGCCCAUUACGGAUAUUUCACAACCUAAAAGAUGUGGGAUUUCUUCAGGUGAAAGUCAUCAGAGCAGAAGGCUUGAUGGCAGCUGAUGUUACAGGUAAAAGUGACCCAUUUUGUGUAGUAGAGUUGAACAACGAUAGACUGCUAACACACACUGUCUACAAAAAUCUCAAUCCUGAGUGGAACAAAGUCUUCACAUUCAACAUAAAAGAUAUCCAUUCAGUUCUUGAAGUGACAGUUUAUGAUGAAGAUCGGGAUCGAAGUGCUGACUUUCUGGGCAAAGUUGCCAUACCAUUGCUGUCUAUUCAAAAUGGUGAACAGAAAGCCUACGUCUUGAAAAACAAGCAGCUGACAGGGCCAACAAAGGGGGUCAUCUAUCUUGAAAUAGAUGUGAUUUUUAAUGCUGUGAAAGCCAGCUUACGAACAUUAAUACCCAAAGAACAGAAGUACAUUGAAGAGGAAAACAGACUCUCUAAACAGCUGCUACUAAGAAACUUUAUCCGGAUGAAACGCUGUGUCAUGGUGCUCGUAAAUGCUGCAUACUACAUUAAUAGUUGCUUUGAUUGGGAUUCACCCCCCAGGAGCCUUGCUGCUUUUGUGCUCUUUCUCUUUGUUGUCUGGAACUUUGAGCUCUACAUGAUACCAUUGGUUUUGUUGUUACUAUUGACAUGGAACUACUUCUUGAUCAUAUCAGGGAAAGAUAACAGGCAACGUGAUACAGUAGUGGAGGACAUGUUAGAGGACGAGGAAGAAGAAGAUGACAAAGAUGACAAGGACAGUGAAAAAAAGGGAUUUAUAAAUAAAAUCUAUGCCAUCCAAGAGGUAUGUGUCAGUGUCCAGAACAUCCUAGAUGAAGUGGCUUCCUUGGGUGAAAGGAUAAAAAAUACUUUCAACUGGACUGUUCCAUUCUUAAGCUGGCUGGCCAUUGUAGCCCUCUGUGUGUUCACAGUCAUCCUGUACUUCAUCCCACUGAGAUACAUUGUCCUUGUCUGGGGCAUCAAUAAAUUUACAAAAAAGCUUCGGAGCCCGUAUGCAAUUGAUAACAAUGAACUACUUGACUUCCUUUCCAGAGUUCCUUCAGAUGUACAAGUGGUGCAAUACCAAGAACUGAAACCAGAUCCUUCUCAUAGCCCAUAUAAAAGGAAGAAAAACAAUCCUGGCUAGCCAGCUCCCAGAACCGAGGAGACCAGCAUCUGUUUGGAAAGAUAAAAGAAAAAGCCUUCAGCAUCGGCAGAAUUUCCUUUCUGCUUUGUAUUUAUUUUGCCUUUUUAUCAUGAUUGAGAAUUUAUAAAUAGUGUACAAAAGGCCUAUGUCUUUGAAAAUAUACUUACAUUAUACAGAAUUGAUAAAGGUAUUGCUAGUACACUUUGAAAGCCUUGUUAGCUAAGGAUAAUAUCUCAGAGAAAGAACUGUAAGGGUAAUAACACUGGAAGACACACGUUUUUGUUUGUGGUAUGAUUAAAUCUACACAAAUCGUUAAUUUCAUUUUAGACUUUUUUUUUAAGUCACUAUUUUUUAUCUGAAAAUCCAUUGCUGUUUUCUAUGUUUUAUAUUCAAAAAGGGGAAAUCCCAAAGCUGUAAUCAUGGAUACAUCUCAAAUUAACUUAGAUCCUGACUUUCACUGCUGUGCAAAUUACUUACGUGUGAUUAGGCUGGUUUUUAAGCUAAUAAAUUCAGGUAUAUUUACCCCCUCAAGAUAAUCUGAGAUCCUGUAACGGAAACUUAAUAAGCCUUCUAUCAUUCCAUCUAAAACCUUAAAAUCUCUCCAGGACUACAUAACGUUAAUACUGCCAGGUUUAUAAGUGAUUGCCUAUCUGAAUUUUUGUAUCUACCACUACUUUAAUUUAUACUGAAUUAGCCAACCAAUUCAGUUGUCAUACAUAGUAGCAAACUAACCCCAUAUUGCUUUUGGUAAAUUAUACUUUCGUGCAGCUUAAAAUAUUUAAUACUCAAGGGUUCCAGGAAAAAAGUACCUACUGUCUUAUUAGGUUACUAAAAUGCUUUAAUGCAUACUUCAAAUUUUGUUUUUUGUGUAAAAAGAGGAGAAUGCAAUGUGCUAUGACAACAUUUCAUUACAUUCAUUUAUGAAAAAAGUCAUAAUCAUUCUUGAUAAUAUGAAUGCAUGAAAUAUUGUUUUGUAAGAAAAACUGCUUAUGUGGGGUUAUAUUAAAAACAAUUCAGCACUUACCAUAGAAUCUAUACUUAAACAUUACAAUCCCAAGACUUACAGCUUUUGUAUCAAGGGAACAUAACCUCUGAAGGAAGAAAUAAUUUGGUGACAAUGUCUUCCUUCACUGACUUGCUCGGGGAUUAAACUCAUUUGAAACUGCUACAGAUAAUGUUUUGCACUACUUUAUUAAUAACCUAGGGUGGAGGUGGGCUUAAUGCUGGAAAAUAGAGAAAAGUAGAAAGCAACAAAGCAAGAAAUACGUGUCAAUCUAAAAAGAUUCUUUACAUCUCAUCAAAGCUGAUUUUUAAAGUAUUUUUAUUUUAGAGAUAUGUUGUUAAAUACUAUUUCCUAAAAUAGAACUAUUUUGAUCUAUUUAUACACAAUGCUAGAAAGAAUGUCAAUUAAAUAAUUCCCUUUCUACAGAUAGAGAAUAUUGCAUCAUGUUUAAAAAUGACAUGCGUACAUCUGCAUAUUAUCACUGUUUGUUGCAAAAACAUAUUAGUUCAUGAAGCUGUUACUAAUGUUUAUUGAGGAGAUAAUGUGUUUUGGAUUAAGCUUUGAUUAUAUCUUGUGUCCUGUGUUGACAAUGUCUGCUCAGAUUUUUGUACGGCUGAUAUUCUGCAACCUCAGAUGUGGAUAGUAACCAUUAACGGUUGACUAAUUUGUUUCCUUGUACUGAAUUACAGAUGUUUAGUUUAAUAGUAAUGUUGACUACAUAUUCAUUGCAUUAAAUACAAAAGAAAAAAAUUACGUAUAAUCAGUACUGUUUUUUCUCCCCCACAUGGGGAAUUGUAUGCAUUUUGACUUUUUUUUUAAAUUAUAAAGGUGAUGUACAGAGAGGU